This is a messenger RNA of Octodon degus (degu), 3110 nucleotides long. It is a transcript of the gene Mterf4, whose product is annotated as mitochondrial transcription termination factor 4. The transcript is spliced from 4 exons. Gene Ontology annotation, cellular component: mitochondrion. Gene Ontology annotation, biological process: regulation of DNA-templated transcription; mitochondrial ribosome assembly. Gene Ontology annotation, molecular function: double-stranded DNA binding. The record is from RefSeq and is a predicted model, not a curated record. The coding region runs from base 1 to 1041 and encodes 346 amino acids. Lineage: Eukaryota; Metazoa; Chordata; Mammalia; Rodentia; Octodontidae.
AUGGCUGUUUUUGAGUUGCACUGCCAAAUCCCCCUCACCUGGGUGUGUUUGACUAAACUGACUCCUCGCCUUGGAAAGCAGAAGAGGACAACUGCUUCUUCAUUCUGUAAGCUGACGACAGCCUCCAGUGGAGGCGGCCUUGAGAAGUUACUGCUGGUUGGAUCCAAGAAGUGUGCACAGGACCUGGAGUGCGGGGCAAAACUUGUUUAUUACCUCCCUGAGCAGCAGAGAACUUCUGUUGAUAGAGGGCCACUAACGCUAGAGAAGGCCACCAGUUGUCUUCUGGACAUGGGUUUCAGUGAUGUGCUUAUUAAUGAAUUGCUUAGUAUACAGCCACAUGCCAGCCCUCAGCAGUUGCUGGACAUCAUCUCAGAGUUUAUACUCCUGGGCAUGAAUCCAGAGACUGUGUGCAUGGCCUUGAAGAAAAACCCCCAGUUGCUGAAAAUGCCCAUGGUGCAAGUAAAGAAGCGUUCCAGUUACUUGCGAAAGCUCGGCCUCGGAGAAGGGAAACUAAGGAGGGUGCUCCUCAGCUGCCCUGAGAUUUUCACCAUGCGUCAGCGGGACAUUGAUGCUGUCAUUCAGGUCCUCAAGGAGAAAUGCCUUUUCACGGUGCAGCAGGUCACCCAGAUUUUGCACAGGUGCCCCAAUGUGCUUCAGCAGGAUCCCAGUGAAUUGGAAUACAAAUUCCAGUAUGCAUACUUUAGGAUGGGAAUUAAGCAUCUGGACAUAGUAAGGACUGAGUUCUUAAAGUACUCAUUAACCAGGAUCAAGCAGAGACACAUUUUCCUGGAGCGCCUGGGACGGUACCAAACACCUGACAAGAAGGGGCAGACACAGAUUGCAAACCCUUUACUCAAGGACAUUUUCAGAGUUUCAGAGACUGAGUUUUUGGCCAAGACAGCCUGUUCCUCUGCUGAGGAAUUUACGGUUUUUAAAAAGCUCUUGGCUCAGGAGGAGGAAGAGGAGCCCGAGAGCAGCAUGUGUAAGGAGGAGGAGGAAGGAGAGGAAGAAGAUGGUGACGAGGAUGAACAGGAGUUGUGAUGUAGACUGGGGCAAAGCACCCGGGGGCCACAAAGAACAUUCUCAAAGCUUUGGGAAGCUUCACUUGGAUCCUUUCAAGUAUUAAAUUCUAACACCGAUCUUUUGAUGAAAAAAGAAAAAUAGAUGGACUGCCCAGUAUGUGGAUAGGUCAAAUCAAAUAGGUGCUUUGCUGUGAUUGUGGAGUUUUAUGGGGCCGCAUUCCAUUCUAAAUAAAAUACUGAGCUCUUACAAUUCAAGGAGCUCAAAUCCAAAUCUGAUUUUCUUUUUCUCUGUUAAAGUGUUGGUGAUAAGUCCAUGAUGUUGUGGAACAUAGGUGCCGACUCCUUGUUCAAGGGUCACUUUAUUUCUUUUAGGGGAUAAAAUCAUGAGAUCGUAAGGGGUUUUGGUACAUAAUAACACUUUAUUUUAUGAAAUCAAAUAGGUUUCCCACAAAAAUACUCAUUUUAAAUCCAAAAAUAUCUUAUUACUGCAUUCAUUGUACAGCAGAGUGAAAGGCAGUUGGUUAGUGAUGUGUGCUUUCGUUUUGCACCAUUUCCUUGAAGUCCCUAAAGCACAGACUUUAUCUGUAAAGAGCCAGCUUUUCCUGCUCAGACAAGUGGACCUCUCUGUCUUCCUCUGGCUGUUGGUCACCUACGGGUCUGGUGUCUGUGGCCCAUGGCCUGUGCUGCUGGGUUGUACUGGCUUGGAGAACACCAGGGCUGAAGGGUUGGGGAGUGCUCUUGGACAGUUACCCCCUUUGUGAGCACAGGCCCAGGACUGGUGGUAGGAUUGUUCCAGGAUUUUUUCCAGACACCCAGAUAUGGGCCUCACACGGGGAACAUGGCAGGUGUGAGGUGCUGGGGAUUGGGCUGGGUGUGCUCUGGGGUGGGGCCUGGCUCUGAUGGCAGAAUGUUGGGCCCAAGGACUGGUGGCUCCUAGGGCAUUCCCCUUCUUGGGGAAUUGCACAGAAUGGGUACUGCAUAAAGCAUCUUUGGUAAUCAAAAUUUGAGUUUGCUUGGUGGCAUUUUAAUAGCCAUAUGAAACUCCUCUGAUGCUUGGGCUUCUUCCCACAAAGACACAUUAAAGAUCCUGUGAAGCCACAGCUCUUGACUCUUGGGACAUCUGAUAGAUUUGGAGACCUUUUUGGUUGUAAUCACUCGGGCGGGGUGCUCCUAGGAUGUAGUGAGUGGUGGCUACAGAAUACCCUAUGAUGUCCAGAGUGGUCCCCAAGACAAAGGCUGAUCCAGUCCCAAAGAUGUUGAACUGAGAGAACACUCUGAGGUUUGGCCUGGUCACUGUUAAUGGAGUCUCAUUAAUUGUGUUUAUUUAUAUUUAAAUGAUCUGAGCUGUGUUUUGUUGUGUUGCUCUCCUGCAGGCUCACACUGGGGCAGGACUGCAAAGAACAGCAGUAGCUCUGUGACUCCACCCGUGAGCCAGUCAUGGUGGCAGCAGUUUUCCAUUGGUGCAGGAAGCUGGGGCCCUUGGGAUUGGGCUCCCCACAGGAGCCAGGCACAGUGAAGGUGUCCCAUUUGCUCCUGGCAGUGCCCACCAGUGGGGAAGGGAGAGUCUUGUCUGGCUGGCUGUUUCUGGCCAGGCGGGAACUGUGAAGAUAGCCAUUUUGUACCUGUGUUCCUGCUUCUUCCACUUCGUAGAUCUGGGUCCCUGUCACCUCCCUGAACCUUUGGUGUUGCUCUUGGGCAGCAGGGCUGGUAAGCUCUUGAACCCGAACUUGAUCAGAUGGUCAACUGAGCCCAUUUUAAUUGGUGAAUGGUGAACUGCACAACUCAGGUUGCUUCUUUCAUUCCAGCACAGAAGUAAAUCUUUGUACCCUGCUAAUUUUCAGGUUCCAUUUGACUCAUCUGUCUGGCUGAAUGUUGAAUGUUUCUAGAAGCCACAUAAUCUUAGGAAGAACAUAUGAGAACACCAGUGGCAGCUCCUCUGAGCAGGUGACUGAUGCCCACAGCAUCAGCCCCUCUGCUUCUGAAAUAGCAGACUGGGUUGCUCAUAUGACCACAUUGUAUAGUGCUUAGCACCCAGUUGCUGUCUUUUGCUGAAGCAGUGAUUUCUAAGUUAAAAAUUGAAGCCAGGCA